AUGGGGCAGCACUUCAGCGGCGAGAGAGGUGCAGCACAGUACACACCGGAAGCCUUCGCGGUGCUGGCACACCACGACCUGUAUGCGUCGGGCGAGGCCGUUCGAAUCAUCGUCAUGUCCGACACGCACAACACAGUACGGAAUGCUGCAGAGGCUGUGCGAGUUCCGACUGGCGAUGUCUUUAUUCAUUGCGGUGACGUGACAGUGGACGGAACAGCCAGAGAAGUUUGCUCCUUUAACGAGUGGCUGGGGCUGCUUCCUCACCAACAUCGCAUCGUCAUAGCUGGAAACCACGACUUGAUUCUAGACCCGGAGACAUAUCAUGCCAACGUCGCCAUGUCUUCGAAGAAACGGAAAGCCGAGCAUGCACAGCCAGACGUCCGGAAUGUCUGGAGCCCACCUGACUUACAGGAGCUGUCGCGAUUGGAUGCAGACCAGAGCCGGCUCCGGGCUCUCGCAGAGUGGCGUGGGCAAGUACGGCAACGCCUGCUCAGCAACGCAACGGCUUACUUAGAGGGCGAAAGGACAACCUUGGCCAUCCAACUCGACCGUGGGGGCAACACCGGCCGUGAAGUUCGCCUUCACAUCGCCGGGGCACCACACACUGACGUGAUUGCCGCCAGCUCAAUGCGAGCCUUCGCAGUCGACGAAGAGCGUCAGCUAGCAGUAUUCUGCAGCUGUCUGGAUGCUGGUCCACUGGACGUCCUCAUCACCCACGGUCCGCCUUAUGGCGUCCUUGACAGGUUCCUCGGUGUCCACACAGGCUCGAAAGCACUCGUGCGGGCGCUUUCAAGCAGCAGCAGCUGCGGGCGUGCCCCUUCUUUUCAUGUUUUUGGCCAUGUCCACAAGCAGAAGGGAGUUCAGUUGGGGGCAAAGUUUCCGAACGCCUGCGACUCUGUGACUGAAAGCAUUGAUGUGCCGACGACAUUCGUGAACGCGGCGUCUGUCAUUGGUAUCCACCAUCGGAUACGGGACGACCCGGCUGUUGUCAUUGACAUACCCAUCGCCAAGCUCGUCGAACCACCGUCGAAGUGUUAA
Symbiodinium sp. CCMP2456 is the source of this 1038-nucleotide messenger RNA. The record is from the annotation of a GenBank genome assembly. Lineage: Eukaryota; Dinophyceae; Suessiales; Symbiodiniaceae.